AUGCCACACUCUUCAGAAGAGGAUAUGGAGCAUCUCAAGAAGCAGCUCAUCCAGAACCAGCUGGACAGCCUCCACAUUUCUAUCGAGAAUCUUGCCAAGGGUAUAGGUCACGUUCCAGCAGAUAUCAUCGCCAGGUCUUGUUUGGCCAUCAUGAAAAGCAUGAGCAGCCUUGCUUACGGCUGUGUGAUGGAAAACAUUGACCGAUAUGAUGAAUCUAGGCUUCAGCAGGUGUGUGAGGAAAUUCAGGCAUUGACUUGUUCCUUCGCAGAGGAUGAUGAAGACGGCAGAAAUGAUCCUGAGGCUAUGCAGCUAUUUGACAAACCUCACCUGAAAGACGAACUUCGCGAUGAACCCCCUGACGUUAAGGUGAAUACGCUACUAUCUAUCCUAGAAAAAGGAAACGCGAUGACUGUCGAGUUUCGUGGUCCCCCCUACGACUAUGCGGUAAUAUUUAUCGCUCAGGCAAAGUGGAUAUUGGCUUCCUUUAUCGAGGAGCUGAAGUACCAUUAUCGGAGUCCCCCUGCAAUAUCUUCCGAGGACGAUGAUGUGUUUUCUGCCACCCUACCAUUGCUGGCUCAGCCUAUUAAUGCGCACUAUGAGAGGUGGAUCAAAAAGCAAGUUGCUGACCAUGAACAAUACCUCCGAUUACCAGUCCAAGACGACGUGGCUUGUGUGGCUCUCCGGACGUAUAAAGACUGCCAGGUCCUCGUGUUUCCAUGUCCACAAGGGCUGGCCCUACAUGCCUUGAGCCCCUCGGGUACCGAGGCAGGAUGGCGGGUUCAACAGGCUGAGAUUCCAUCGGAACUAAGCUCACCCCCGUGGGGCAAUAAUAGAGGUUAUCACGAUGACUCGCGAACAGCUGCACGAUCAUUAUCGCGGAGCAGAAUAUAA
Messenger RNA from Fusarium mangiferae, 891 nucleotides. RefSeq lists its product as uncharacterized. The transcript has a single exon. The coding region runs from base 1 to 891 and encodes 296 amino acids. NCBI's taxonomy places the organism in Eukaryota, Fungi, Ascomycota, Sordariomycetes, Hypocreales, Nectriaceae. The record is from RefSeq and is a predicted model, not a curated record.